AGCACCUACUGUCGCCCCUUGCGACAGAAGACGGCAGGGACGAAUUCUUGCAUCAGUGUCUUGUCUCGGUAGACGUCAUGGCCCGCAGUGGUCUCAAUGUGCUCCCUGUGUUGCUCUUGGCGCUGGGCGCAUGGAUGAGCUCCAACUGCUUCGCCAACUCUCCCAGCCCGCGGGCAACAAGCCGAAUGGCCAUGCAGGGCUUCAAAGAUGACUUCUAUGCUUGGAAGGACACCCUGAGCAAGGAGGAUCAGGCGCUCCUGCUGAAGCAGGCACAGAAUGAGUUCAACAAGAAGUUCCGUGCCACCGACGACUUCAAGACGAGCAUCUCUGAGGACAAGAUUGAGUCCUUCGGCAAGGUUUUGCAGAAAUUCUUCGACAACGAGAAGGAAGACUACAAGAAGGAUGUUGAGAAGAGGACCCCGGACUACGACUAUUUGCAGAGCAAGGCCAAGCAGGUGGCCUAUGACUUCAGCCUCACCAAUGCCAUCGUGCCGGUGGACCGCGACGGCGACCGUCGUUGGGCCUCGAUGGUGAUGAAGCGCCGCGUAGCCGAGGCGGAGGGCAAGGAGUUCCCGGAUGCCGCCGUGGUGACAGGGGAAUAUCUCUGGGCGAACGAGGGGCAGGACCACACGGACAAUGUGAAGUUGUUGGAGAUGGCCAAGGCACAUGCCACCAAUCCGGAGAUAAAGAAGGCUUUGGAUGAGUUCGAGAUUCCAGCCGAUGGCGAAGAUUUCAUGAUCCAAUUGCCUCGCAAGAUUGUGCAGUUGCUCAGCCAGGCCGGUGGAAAGCUCCAGGCCCAGGUCGAGGCUUACAGGGCGGACCACAGCGAGUCUGAAGUCGAGGCCUAUGCCAAGAGCCUGGAGGAGGAAUGGGUGAAGACUGCGGAAGACAUCUCCAAAACGUACAUUUUGGCGCAAGACGAGAUUGAGACCGAAAUGCAGAAGAUGAAGAAGUUCUUCGGAUCCCAGAAGAACAUGGCAGGCAAGACCAAGGCGGACAUCUUGAAGGGGAUUUGGAAGUUGCUGCCCAAGUACUCCGACGGGCCUGUGGAGCCUUUGGAUGAGGAGAUGCUCAGCGAGUUGGCGAAGGUGCCAGCGGUCAUCGAGGGCGAGUUCAAUCAUAGUUGGGGUACCGCAGACACGCUCUACAAGUCGGAGGCCAUUGAUUCCUUUGGCAGCAAGUACUUGUUGGGCAUCUUUGAGAAGAGGGAAGAUGCCGAGAAAGCCUUCGAUGCUUGGAACAAGGAGUACACUCAGGCCGGCCAGGAUGUGAAGGAGAACUUGAAGAGUUGGGCCAAGGGUCAGGAGGCUGAGUUGGCUGAGGAGCAGGAUUCCGUGGAUCGCAUCCGUAAGGCCCUCGAGGAAGCACAGCGCUAGAGACUUGCUCCAUGAACCCCCUAACAACGGGGAAUGUAUGACAUGGUCUUACGACCGGAGGCCAGUGGUUUUUACGCGUUUUCCUGGACGCUGCCGCAGGGCAGGCUGUUUUUAGCGCAGAAGCUAGGAAAAAA
This is a messenger RNA of Durusdinium trenchii, 1510 nucleotides long. NCBI's taxonomy places the organism in Eukaryota, Dinophyceae, Suessiales, Symbiodiniaceae. The record is from the annotation of a GenBank genome assembly.